UGGAGGCGCUGAGAGCGGCCGUUUCCGGCGGCGCCGCGUGGAGCCCUCCGGCUGAGUGGCCGGUCGCCAUGGCGGCGUUUGCCGGCCCUGCCAAGCCGUUCCUGUCGCUGAACCCGCAGGAGGAGGCCAAGUUUCGGAAGGAGGUGACGCAGGCUCGCCGGCGUGCAGCGCAGCAAAAGCAGAAAGAAAAACUGACCCCCGGCGUCAUCUAUGUGGGCCACUUACCUCCAGCACUUUAUGAAACCCAGAUCCGGGCCUAUUUCUCCCAGUUUGGCACUGUUACAAGAUUCAGACUGUCCAGAAGUAAAAGGACUGGAAAUAGUAAAGGCUAUGCCUUUGUGGAGUUCGCAUCUGAAGAUGUUGCCAAGAUAGUUGCUGACACAAUGAACAACUACCUUUUUGGUGAAAGACUUUUACAGUGUCAUUUUAUACCGCCUGAAAAAGUACAUGGAGAACUUUUUAGAGAGUGGUAUAUUCCAUUUAAAAAGCCAUCAUAUCCAGCAGUGAAACGGUAUAAUCAAAAUCGGACACUUCUUCAAAAGCUACAGAUGGAGGAACGUUUUAAAAAGAAGGAAAAAUUACUCAGGAAGAAAUUAGCUAAAAAGGGAAUUGAUUAUGAUUUUCCUUCGCUGAUUAUACAUAAAAAGGAAAAUGCUUCAAACACUGGUCUUCAGAAGCCUACAGAUAGCCAGGUCUUAUUGAAAAAGAAGAAGAAGAAAAAGAGUUCACGUACUACUACCACUCCUGAGAAGACCGUGGAUAGCCAGGGCUCCACACCAGUUUGUACACCAGCAUUUUUGGAGAAACGAAAAUCUGAAGCAGCUAAAAUAAAUGAUGAUGAUGAAGAUAAUGAAAUAGUUUUUAAACAGCCCGUACCUGGUGUAAAAGAAGAAACACAAGAGACUCAAACACCUACACGUUCAAGGAAAAAAAGACGAAGAAAAAGCAAUCAGUGAUUCUAAAUGUAUAUUUCUUCUGGAAAAUGUGAUUUUAUUGUGAGGGCUGAUUCUUUGUAUUUAACUAGCAGUGGAAUGCAACCAUUGACAAGAUUCUUGGAGGAAAAACUGUCAGUUCAAGUCCGUAUGGAAAGCAGUCAGUAGCUGGCUUACCUGCCGUUGCUGAAAUGCACAGAUGCAUUGUUUACAGUAGCUGAGCUCAUGCUGCCUCUUUGUCCUGGUCUCUAGAUUCCUUUGCAGAUUUCAGCUAUCUUUAGUUAACUUGCCUGGAUAGAAAAGUCACCAUUUACUGCAGUUUUUGUUGUUAUCAUCAAAUAAAAUAAAAUCUUGUUUGACCACAUGGUUCUCUGUUAGGCGUGCACCUUUAAACCAUAAGGGCAGUUCAGUGUUGUAUGGUUGGAAUUGAAGUUCUAAUACCUGGAGAGUGAGAGGGCAGUUCAAGUAUAUGUAUGUGAUCACUUUUUCCACAUGUUUAUUUUUGGUGAGAUAGCAAGAUUUAAUAACGAUAUUUUUGUGUCUGUAUCAUAGAUAUGGAAUUGUAUUUGAAGAAUCAGUGACCAGAAAAUAAACUUUUUCUACAAUUU
Molecule: messenger RNA, 1540 nt
Organism: Nyctereutes procyonoides (raccoon dog)
Lineage: Eukaryota; Metazoa; Chordata; Mammalia; Carnivora; Canidae
Gene: NIFK
Product: nucleolar protein interacting with the FHA domain of MKI67
Exons: 7
Coding region: 69-956 (295 amino acids)
Biological process (GO): maturation of LSU-rRNA from tricistronic rRNA transcript (SSU-rRNA, 5.8S rRNA, LSU-rRNA)
Cellular component (GO): nucleolus
Molecular function (GO): RNA binding
Source: RefSeq, a predicted model, not a curated record